This is a messenger RNA of Bombyx mandarina (wild silkworm), 3686 nucleotides long. RefSeq names its product glycogen phosphorylase (gene Glyp). Gene Ontology annotation, biological process: glycogen catabolic process. The record is from RefSeq and is a predicted model, not a curated record. Gene Ontology annotation, cellular component: cytoplasm. Gene Ontology annotation, molecular function: pyridoxal phosphate binding; glycogen phosphorylase activity. NCBI's taxonomy places the organism in Eukaryota, Metazoa, Arthropoda, Insecta, Lepidoptera, Bombycidae.
AUUUAGGAAUUUUAGACAAAUUCUUAAAUUCCAUCGAAUAGAAAAAAUCUGACAAUUUUUCGACUCUACCAACACAAACAGUUGUUUUUGCCACAGUCAAAAUAACUAAUAAUCAAUGCGACCUGUUUUUUUACUUCAUAUAUUUGACCUUCUCAAGGUGACCGAUAUCAAAGGAAAGCUGUGAGUUGCUAGUGACUAGUGAAAUUCGACAGGACUCAGUGAGCGGACGGGUGCUUGCGAUUAUUUUACUUUAAAUUUCCUUAAACAAGAUGAGCGUACAGACUGACGCGGAAAAGCGUAAACAGAUAUCUGUCAGAGGAAUUGUUGCUGUCGAAAAUGUGACUGAAGUAAAGAAGGCGUUCAAUCGUCAUGUCCAUUACACUUUAGUGAAAGAUCGAAAUGUUGCGACCCCGCGGGAUUACUAUUUUGCUCUCGCACACACCGUGAAAGAUCAUCUUGUCUCCAGGUGGAUUCGUACUCAACAAUACUAUUAUGAAAAUGAUCCUAAGAGAGUCUACUAUUUGUCCUUGGAGUACUAUAUGGGGCGUUCUCUUCAAAAUACCAUGAUCAACCUUGGCAUCCAAGGUACUGUUGACGAAGCAUUAUACCAACUUGGUCUGGAUAUUGAAGAAUUAGAAGAACUUGAGGAAGAUGCUGGUCUGGGAAAUGGAGGUCUUGGACGCUUAGCAGCUUGUUUCCUAGACUCUAUGGCGACAUUAGGUCUUGCUGCGUAUGGAUAUGGUAUAAGGUACGAAUAUGGUAUAUUUGCUCAAAAAAUUGAAAACGGAGAACAACAGGAAGAGCCUGAUGAUUGGUUACGUUUCGGAAACCCCUGGGAGAAGGCAAGACCUGAGUUCAUGCUGCCAGUUAACUUCUAUGGUAGUGUAGUUGACACACCCGAUGGAAAAAAAUGGAUUGAUACACAGGUGGUAUUUGCAAUGCCAUACGAUAACCCUAUUCCUGGUUAUAACAAUAAUGUUGUGAAUACAUUGCGACUGUGGUCGGCGAAGAGCCCCAUUGAUUUCAAUCUUAAAUUUUUCAAUUCUGGUGAUUAUAUUCAAGCUGUAUUGGAUCGCAACGUUGCCGAAAACAUAUCGCGUGUUUUGUAUCCCAACGACAACUUCUUCGAAGGCAAAGAGUUGCGUUUGCGCCAAGAAUACUUCAUGUGUGCUGCCACGCUCCAGGAUAUUAUCAGACGGUACAAAGCAUCUAAGUUCGGAUGCCGAGAUGCCGUUAGAACUUCGUUUGAACAUUUACCUGAAAAAGUAGCCAUCCAAUUAAAUGACACUCAUCCGGCUCUGGCUAUACCUGAAUUUUUGAGAAUCUUAGUCGACAUUGAAAAGGUUCCCUAUGAACAAGCUUGGGACUUAGUUGUUAAAUGUUGUGCAUACACCAACCACACAGUCCUGCCUGAGGCUCUCGAAAGAUGGCCAUGCUCGAUGCUGGAAAAUGUUCUGCCGAGACAUAUGCAAUUGAUUUACCAUAUCAACUUUUUACAUUUGCAAGAGGUGCAAAAGCGUUGGCCCGGCGACAUGGAUCGUUUGCGCAGAAUGUCCUUGAUUGAAGAAGAAGGUGAAAAACGCGUCAAUAUGGCUAAUUUAUCUAUUGUCGGCUCUCACGCUGUCAAUGGUGUAGCAGCCAUUCACUCCGAAAUCUUAAAAGCCACUAUUUUCCGCGACUUUUUCGAAAUGUGGCCUGAUAAAUUCCAAAAUAAGACUAACGGCAUCACUCCCCGGCGUUGGUUGCUCCUCUGCAACCCUGGCUUAUCUGAUCUCAUCUGCGACAAGAUCGGAGAAGAUUGGAUCGUCCAUUUGGAGAAGUUGAAGGAGCUGAAGCGCUGGGCUAAGGACCCGGCUUUCCAGCGCGCCGUUAUGAAAGUGAAGCAAGAGAAUAAACUCAAGCUGGCGGCCCUUAUUGAAAGGGAUACCGGAGUUAAAAUUAAUCCCGCGUCGAUGUUCGAUGUCCAAGUGAAGCGCAUCCACGAGUACAAACGUCAGUUACUGAAUAUUUUGCACGUGAUCACGCUUUACAACCGCAUCAAGCGCGACCCCAGCGCGUCUUUCACGCCGAGGACUGUUAUGAUCGGUGGCAAAGCCGCUCCUGGAUACUUCAUCGCCAAACAAAUUAUCGCUUUAGCCUGUGCAGUUGGAAAUACUGUGAACAACGACCCAGACGUAGGUGACAAGUUGAAGCUGAUAUUCCUCGAGAACUAUCGGGUGACCUUGGCAGAGCGUAUCAUCCCGGCAUCGGAUUUGAGCGAACAGAUUUCAACAGCAGGAACUGAGGCAUCCGGCACCGGCAAUAUGAAGUUUAUGCUAAAUGGAGCGUUAACUAUUGGCACCAUGGACGGAGCCAACGUUGAAAUGGCCGAAGAAGCUGGUGAAGAGAACUUUUUCAUUUUCGGAAUGAGAGUUGACGAUGUCGAAGCACUGAAACAGCGCGGGUACAACGCAUACGAGUACUACGAGCGCAACCCGGAGCUGCGGCAGUGCGUGGAGCAGAUCCGCAGCGGGUUCUUCUCGACGGGCGAGCCCGGCAAGUUCGCGCACGUCGCCGACGUGCUGCUGCACCACGACCGCUUCCUGCACCUCGCCGACUACGACGCUUACGUCGAGGCCCAGCAGAAAGUCGCCGACGUAUACCAGGACCAGACAAAAUGGGCGGAGAUGGUGAUCGAGAACAUCGCGUCGUCUGGCAAGUUCUCGUCUGACCGCACCAUCACGGAGUACGCCCGCGAAAUCUGGGGCGUGGAGCCCACCUGGGACAAGCUGCCCGCCCCGCACGAGACCGCUUAGAUACACCUCGCGUAUGUUAUUCACUUUCAUAAACGAUGCGGUUUUAUUUUUUCGUAGUUAUGACUCGAAGAAUUGUAUCUGAAAAUUUUUUGGAGAUUAAAUGUAGCGUUGUCUUGUAGUCGCCACAGAUCAGUAUGUAUGUACAUAUGUAGUGUUAAAUUGUACUUUAAACUCGCAGCUUGUUAACUUAAAAAAAAAUAUAUAUUUUUAAUCAAUACUUUUUUAAGUUAAAAACGGAUGGAUUACUGAAAUGUAUUUACUAAUUAUUCUUUGUUUGAUACAUACACCUUCAUUGAUUUGUUUCCAUUUCAUCCAUGCAAACAUUAAAUAAAACCAUUUUUUUAUAAUACGAUAUUGACAAAUUGAGGUUUACAAGAAUACAUCUGUAGUGUUCUUUUUUAAUUCUCUUUUUUUCUUAAGAUAUAUAAAUAAAGUAAUUGUUUUUGCUUUAUAUAGAAAAGCGUAGAGGAAACGAAAGAAUUAACAAAAUAUGAUGUUGUCAACUUGAGUGGCUCAAUGAUAUCUGUGUGCCCGCCCUUACAGUCUCUAACGGAAUUGCAGAAACAUCACAGAUGAAUGAGCUCUAAAUAUUUAUCAAGUUUAGUGUGUUAAGGGCCUAUGGAUAAAUGUUAAAAAUAUAAUACAAACAAUUUUCUCGUUGGAUCGUUCGUUGAAGUUUUAUACAAUUUUUUUUAUACUAAUUUAAGACAAUAAUUUUUUUAUUACAUUUAUGAAUUAUUUGAAUGUGCCAUAAGGGAUUUUCACCAAAUAGAAUUAGAAGUGUAAUGUAAAAUUUUCGACUUUUUGUAGUUCGUUAAUGAGAUAGGACAUCUAAUAAUAUGUCAGCAUCUCAUUAUAGUUUUAUUGGAAAUAAAUCAUAAUAUACAUAUA